UGGCUGCAUGCUAUUGCUAAUUAUUCUUGGAAUUUGCCGAAAACCCAUUACUCUCUCCCAAACUGCUCACAUUGUGGCUGUAGAACCAGUCUGGCUGAGAGGUGACACAUUGUGUGUGAGUUUUGUGAAUUAUUUGUGGAUCUCAGCUCAGCCUGGGGGUUUGUUCUCUCAGCAGCUCAUUGUGAUUAACUGACGUGUGUUCAUGUAAACCCACCUCCUUCCCUAGAGAGCUGAGCUUGUAUCCCAAAUCCAUGGAAGAAGCUGUCAGGAGCAGAUACAGAGUCUGGCUGGGAUGGACUGCAGGGAAGCUGGGUUAAGUGGACCUGAUACAUUGUGAUAGAAAGUUCCCAGGAUGAUCUCCCCCCCUGUGCUGGUCCUGGGGGCAACCUUUGGGGCGGUGGCAGGACUGCUUGCCCUCUGUUGUAUGCUGUGUGUGUGCGGGCGCUUAUAUAAGAAGAAGAUGCCACCAGACAGUGGGGGUGGGACCCCUGUGACAAUGACUAGUGUUCUACACCAGGGGCAACCGAUGAACAUUUACAAGUGCACUGAAGCGGUACACCAGCAAGCAAGCGUUAAUUUUCUGCACAUCUACGGAGCCAAAGAGACAUCCCCGGAGAUAGUUAAUUGCAAAAAUUACAAUUUGAAGAUGACAGACAAUGAAACAAAAGAAAUGGUUGGACCUCCAGGGAAUUCACAGGAAGACACCAUCACAGCAGAAUGUGUUUCAGGAGACAGUGGAAGUCAUUCUGACCUAGAUGUUGGGGAGAAGAAUGGCCUUGAAAAAAUAGUGGCAUUUAACCAUGUUCCAAAGCUGCGUUACUCUCUAGGCUAUGAACGACAGGCGGAAGAGCUUUGUGUGUCUUUCUUGGAGGCCAUCGGCCCUACACUUCCAAGUGCGGACAACACUGAAAGCUAUUGUUAUGUCCUGGGUACCUUAACCACUCCUCAUGGGCAAACAGAAGCUCAAACGUCACUGAUAAAAAGGGCUCAGCACACAGUGUGGGAAGAAGCCUUGGUGUUCCCUCUCAAUGAGGACGAGAGGACUGAGAGUUCUUUAACACUCACCUUGCGGAACUGUGACUGCUUCUCCAGAUAUAAAGUAGCUGGGGAAAUCACUCUGAAACUGGCACAUGUAGGCAUCCCUUUUGGCACUGCACGUUGGGUGGAUCUCAAGGUUCCUGAAAAGAGCCCGAAUUACUCUGGAGAAAUCCUGCUGUCUGCGAGCUAUCUCCCUGCGGCUAAUCGUCUGAUUGUUGUUCUUAUCAAAGCAAGAAAUAUCCAUUCUGAUAAAUAUAAUGAUCUUCUUGGUAAAGAUCUUCUGGUGAAGAUAAACCUGAAGCACCAGUCAAAAAGACUGAAGAAGAAGCAGAGUAAACGGGCUAAACACAAAAUCAACCCUGUUUGGAAUGAGAUGUUAAUGUUUGAGGUGCCUCCAGAACUCCUUAAGGAGGUCAGUGUGGAUCUGGAGAUGGUCUGCCAGGAGCCUUUGGAAAGGUCUAACCGUGUCAAUGGAGAAAGCCGUAUCCUAGGCAAGUGCUGCUUGGGUUUAGACAGGACUGGAACUGGAAAAAACCAUUGGCAGGAAAUGAUGAACAACCCCAGGAGGCAAAUAGCUAUGUGGCAUUAUUUGCAACCAUGAUGAGUUCUGGUCACAUGACCACAUAGGCAGCUCCCAUGUUUCAGGUGUUUUGCUGCCGCAGUAAUUCAGCCAAUGACAAUGGCCAUCGAGUCGGCUUUAUUUUUCUUGGCAUAUCAUCUCACUUCCAUAAACACAUCGGAAAUCAGGAAGAAUAUGUCUGAGAAAACGUUUGAAGUCUUUGGCAGGGCAGCUUCUGUUCCGAUAUCGGAGAACGGGGAAUCUUGAAGUAUUGUAGACUAAUAACUAACAAAAUAUAUGUUUACAUUUUAGUUUUUAUCUUGUGACAGAAAAUAUACAAUAUAUGUCCCUGGUUGCUCAAAAUUAUUGUUAUUUUAAUUCUUAGACAGUGACAAUAUAUGCUACCAAAGUUAAACUCAGCACGACUUGUUAAAAAACUACGGUGGCUGGUCUACACGUAUUUGCAAAAUAGCAAAUUCCACCGUAUAAUUCCUAUCAGCAGAUACCCAAUUUUCAUCUGAUGCAACAUUUAAUCUGAAACUGAAAAAUUAACUUUGAACUGAGUCAAUGAAUUGUUUUCAUUAACUCAGAUGAAAAUGGAGAUUAUAGACAGUUGCAGAUAUCAGUUCUACAAAAUAUUUUCACCAGUAGACAUUCUGGCGUGGUCAAUGGCAGCUGAUUUGGACAUACAUGUGCUGAGUCUAGUUACAAUCACUUAUAUAAUGCCAACAAGACAGAAAAUUCUAACAAAACACAAUUGAGAAAUGGAAACGCUUUGUCAAAAAAGCUCAACAGUCAAUGAUAAGUCCAAAGGUCCUGUAUGCUUGUUCCUUCCCUUAUGUUGGAUAAUUAAAGUUCCAUAUGGUAUUUUUUUCUAACAGAUUGGUGGGAACUGGCAAAACCAAAAUAUGGUAACAUGAAACAGACAGAUUUAUAGCUGAUUCUUUCAAUAUUGGUUAAUUUCUUCCCUUUGCAGUAUCAGGGCGCACCUGACCGUACAGGUGGUCACCAAAAUAUGAAAAUGGAAGGUCUUGCUUUCUUUAAACUCUGUCAAACUCUGUCUGCAGAAUUAAAAAAAUUGGUAGGUCCACAGGCCCAUUCUCAGAUCCCUAUUUUAUUUUUCCACUAUUUUACCAGAGACUAUAUGUCACCAUCGUGCAUGUUCACCACACUUCGUGGUUUUAUUACAUUCCGAGCCUAACAAGGGGGUAGUAUAGGCAAGGAUUGCCAACGUUGAUUUAGUUCAACAAUCUGUUAUCACAUGCUUAGCAACAACCAGGGGUUUAACUAAUAUUCAUGCAUGUAUGAUCGAUAAACAGUCUGCAAUGCAAAUAGGGCUUGUUUAAAUUCAUCUUCUAGAACCUUGGUGAACAAGGCACAGAAAACAUUAAUUCUGUUUAAAAAUGUUCAUGUCUGUUUUUGGCCGUUAGAGACAACUCAUGCUUGAAUCAGAUUUGAUCAUUGCAUGGGUUAAACAGGGCCAACGUAAGAGCACAACAAUUUGUAGUCCAUGUGAUGAUGUAUGGAAUGGGCCAAGGUUUCAUCAGAAAUCGUGCUCUAUCACUGUAAUAAUGCUGUGUUUUUAUGAGCACACAGCCACUAAAGAGUUGCUGCUAUGUCACUUUGACGCUUUUAACUUGAAUCCUUAAAAAUGCAUAUAACUAUCUAAAGCACAGUUUAGUGUUUUUUUUGUUUUUGUUUUUUUUUACAAAAAUACACCUAGACAAACAAAGAUUGCAGUAUGGCUAUUGGCUAGCACAUCAUUACAUGGGGGAAACGCAAAGGACUCCAAAGCACAAACAUUUUGUUAUAAACUAGCUUGAUGAUGAUGGCAUGGUCGCAACUUUUGCAGAUACUGCUUUCUUUGUUCAUGUAUGUGCUUCCCACGUCUUCCCAGUAGAGAUUUUACAUUGCUGCCAUUAAAUCCUGCAUUAACAAGACUGGGCAGUUUACUGGGAUUCAGAAUUAAAAUUGGUCUAGACCAGGGGUUCCCAACCCAGUCCUCAAGUACCCCCUACCAGUCCACGAUUUAGGGAUUACCUUAU
Pelobates fuscus (common spadefoot toad) is the source of this 3642-nucleotide messenger RNA. RefSeq names its product synaptotagmin 13 (gene SYT13). Gene Ontology annotation, molecular function: SNARE binding; phosphatidylserine binding; calcium-dependent phospholipid binding. Bases 353 to 1639 code for a protein of 428 amino acids. The record is from RefSeq and is a predicted model, not a curated record. The transcript is spliced from 6 exons. Lineage: Eukaryota; Metazoa; Chordata; Amphibia; Anura; Pelobatidae. Gene Ontology annotation, biological process: regulation of dopamine secretion; regulation of calcium ion-dependent exocytosis; cellular response to calcium ion. Gene Ontology annotation, cellular component: synapse; plasma membrane; exocytic vesicle.